AUUAUUAUGUCUUCUGUCACGGUCUCCAUCCUGCACUCUGAGCGGAUAUUUCCCAGGACGAAGCAGGACUCGGAGGAAACGAUAGCUCUCUCGCUGCUGGAUGCGACUACGGUUAAUUUUGCGCAUACCUGCUCGACCUGGCUGUGUGAAGCCCCCGAGACUGCCGCAGGACCUGAAUUUGACCUAGCAGACCAUCUGCGCCAGUCGCUCCGGGUGGCCUUAGAUGCCUACCCACAAUGGUGUGGCCGUAUCAAUGCUAUAACCACCCUCGACGGUGCGGCAGGGCCUCAUACGCAGCGUUUUGGCCGAGUUUAUGUUCAGUAUGGAACCCCUCAGGACCCCGGGGUAGAGUUCAGAGUUGCCGAAACUACGACCACUCUUGAUACUGUCUGUCCGGCCUUGAGAGCAGUGGAUCAGCCUGUCUGGAACCGUCAGGAGAUACCACCAGAGAAGUUCGUUCCUUCAACGCCUCUGUCUAAUGCACUGCAGCCUGAUGUUCUAGAUGAUGCCGGUCUCUUCCCGCCUUUGCUAGCUAUUCAGUUAACGAACUUAGCCUGUGGCGGCUUCAUUUUGACUGUCAAGAUCGUUCAUCCACUGGCAGAUAUUCAGUCUCUGGUGUACUUCGUAAAGGACUGGGCUAGUGUCAGUAGGUCGAUCCUCUCGAACACGCCAUGUCCAACCCUGAAUCCCCUGUUUGAGCCUGGGUUGCUAGACUCUUUAGCUGCAGGUGAUAUUGAUGCCGUCGAGCCAGACAUGGCUAUUAUCCAAAGGGCCAAAAGUAUGCCUCUCCAUCGCUAUGACUGGUGGGCAUCUUCACCCAAUUCCCCUUGGCCCGUAAAGGUACCAGAGGCUUUAGCCGGCAAGAUGCUAUCUCCGGCUGGUAAACCGAUGCCGUGGUCGGAAUGGAACAUAACUGAGCCAGUCUCACACUAUGUUGUUCACCUCGGCAUCAAGUAG
Trichophyton rubrum CBS 118892 is the source of this 957-nucleotide messenger RNA. RefSeq lists its product as uncharacterized. Gene Ontology annotation, molecular function: acyltransferase activity, transferring groups other than amino-acyl groups. The transcript has a single exon. The coding region runs from base 7 to 957 and encodes 316 amino acids. The record is from RefSeq and is a predicted model, not a curated record. Gene Ontology annotation, biological process: secondary metabolite biosynthetic process. NCBI's taxonomy places the organism in Eukaryota, Fungi, Ascomycota, Eurotiomycetes, Onygenales, Arthrodermataceae.